Porites evermanni is the source of this 9133-nucleotide messenger RNA. The record is from the annotation of a GenBank genome assembly. Lineage: Eukaryota; Metazoa; Cnidaria; Anthozoa; Scleractinia; Poritidae.
AUGAAACUUGCUAUUUCAACUGCUGUCCUCCUUCUAGCGAUUUCUUCGUUUGCAUUUGCGCAAAGUGACCUUGAACGCGCAAAACAAGAGUUCACAACGCUACGAGAUGAGUUAACGGUUAACAGGUUUAGCGACAUUCUGUUCCUGCUCGAUACCUCUGGUAGUUUGACCCCCUCUGACUUUGACACUGAAAAGGAAUUCGUCAUAAACUUUUUGAACACUUUACCUGUCGGCAUGCAAGCAGCCAGAGUAGAGGUCAUACCUUUUGGUGAUACAGCCAGCCUAUAUAUAGACGGAGUCUCCAAUCCCUCUUUGUCCAUGAACAAGUGUGAUAUCUUUCAAAAGCUAAAACAGAUGCCUCUCAGCAUCAAUGGCUUCUCAACGAAUACGAAGAGUGCCUUUCAGCUCGCUUACGAUAUCUGUCUUGGAAAAUAUAGCGCCAAUAAAAGAGCCCCAUUUAAUAAAGUGAGGACGGUGGUUAUUCUCAUCACAGACGGAUAUUGGAAUUGGCCGUAUAACGAUCCCAGCCCCAUUCCCAUCGCCCAGAGUCUGCUUGCAGCAAAUGUAGAAGUCUUUGCAAUUGGUGUCGGAAACAUAAAUCUGCCAGCGCUUCAAAAGUUGGUUAAAGAUUCAGCAAAACAAGCAUUUCAUUUGCAAGACUUUGCGGACUUAAAUAAACUGUCCCUCUACGUUAGAGGAGGUAAGUGAACAAAGUGUUUUAAUCAUAUUCAGACUGGGUGUCUUUUGAGGUCCCCCAAAAGUUUCAAAUUGAAUAACUUCAAAAGCUAUGACUUUUCCCAAAUGUUAUCAGGUAAAAUUUAGUAUAGUAGUCGUUACGUGUCCUUCAACAUUGACGUUACCAUGGCAACCGAGUUUUGACAACCAUAUUCAUCCUUUAUUUAUGUCUGUGUGAUUUUGCUAAAAGGUACUCGCUAAGUUUAGCUGACUUGUUUUGUGUGAAAACCAGGGAGAUAGGGAGGACAGAUCAUUUGUAACUUUGAUUAGAGUUUCAUGUCAGAAAGCAGUGCAAAGUCAGAGAGUUUUUCCUGAGGGUUAGCCCAGCCAAAUCAAUGCCGUGACUCAUAAUCAUACCAAAACUACUAGCAGAGCUUGGGGGAAGUGAUUGACUAGUCAUAAGUUUCAUGGCUGGGGAGGGUGAGUAGUUGCUCCUUGGGCGUGGCUGUCUAGAGACUCAGUACAGGCACCUUGUAUGAAAUCCACACAGAUGUAAAAACGUCUUAUUUCAAUUAUAUCUUUCAUUUAAUGUAGUGUUAUGUAAACUGCCAACACUCGACUGUGUUAAAUAUUACUUGUGGCGUUCCUUAGGAGUCAGGGCUAGUCCCUACAUUGUUAACCAUGAACAAGAAUAUUACCAGGGUACCAUUUACACAAUCCAUCUAGGUUGAAAUCUUGUGCAUGUACAUAAAACUAUAAAGUUUGACGCGAAAGAGAGAACGACCCUCUACAAGGUAUCUCCAAAUCAGCUAAAAAGGCCAAAAAAGUGGAAAAUUUGCAUCUCCUCAAAUCACAGCUCUUAUUUUCUAAAGCUUGUCCGGUUUUCCCCACGUAAAUGAUAUAAAGUACCAUUAGUCUCCUACGCAGCCGUUUUUUGUGUAGCGUUGCGUGACGACACUGCGUAGGAGACUAGUUAGAUAAGAAAUAUUUUGGUUUUAUUUUUUCUAGACCCACUCGAAGAUUACGUGAAGUGCUACUGGUGCAUAGAAGGACAAUGCUAGAGUAAGUCUACAUCAAAAAGUAUUUUUGUAGGAAAUACAGGGUAAUAGGCGGGAUUAUAAAAAUGGCAUCCCUGUGGCAACAUCUUUACCCCGGGAUAUAAGAGCAAGCACCCAAUCUCUCCUCACCAGGGACCAAUUAAAGAAAAAUUUUACGAGUGUAAUUUACAAGUGUGGCUAUUGUUUGAGUCUUAAAACAAUAGCUGUGCUCGUAAAUUUACCCUGUGAACAGUCGGGACCAAGACCCUCCCCCAUAUUUGCAAUUCUAUUCAUUGAAAUAGAGCAAAAUUAAUUUGCUCAAUCCCAGUGGCCUAAAUCCCAUAUUCCGCAUAUAAACAGGCAUGACCAGUCCGCGUUCCUAUUUUACCCCUUCAGAACCCUCACACUUUUUUCUUUGUUUUUUUUGUUAUUCUAUAAUUGCGGUUGCCUGCGAAUUUUUUUAAGACCUUUCGUAGCCAACGAAAUGAAAUACCAAUUAGACCCAUCUGUGUCGGUAUAAGAUAUGCACCAUAAACCAAUUCUUAUUCGUAUUAUACUAAAGCCUGAAUAACCAUUAUCUUUUCUUGCAAUGACUCAUAAAAAUACGAGUGGCCUGAUUCCGCAGUCGGUUACUCGCUCCUAGAAGAGGGUUCUGACCGCACUACUUCGGGCUGUCUGAGAAUUUCGAUGUUUAUUACUAGUCAAUAUUUGACGAUUUCCUGACUCAAUUCCUUUUUUCUUCACUAUUUCUACAGGGAAAUAAUGCAAGAAGUAAACGAAAUGCCAGACGACGUAAAGUAAAGUUUAAAACGAAAGAAAACAAAGUUUUUGUUAGUAGAGAUGUCUAAAAAUGAUAAAGCAAAUAUGGGCAAUACAUGCUACAAUUAACCUUAAAUUUAUACCCACAAAACAAGCGUUAUCAUUUCAGUCACUCUAACUUACUCGUACCUUCUGAACCAUGGCCACUGACAUGCUUUAGUAGCAUGUUCCAGGCGUAAUAUACUUUAGUGACAAGGCUAGUUCGCUCGAUUAUAGAACCGUUUUCGUCUUGUGCAGGGCAACCAUACCAAUAUAAGGCACGGCACAGGUUACAUGCCAAGCAAAUUGGAGCAUUUUUUUGUUAGGGCUGUAAGCCACCCAUCUUUCCUUCUUAAAAAGAGUCAGUGUAUUUUCUAGCAAAGUUUUCAACAAAACUGACACACACUUCUUUCAGAUAUGAUAGGCAUGAUUUAGUGUUAAAAUCCAAAAAUGGCCCCCUUUUUCGAUGAUCAUCGCAUUUGCUGAAUUUUUUUCUAUUCGCAGAAAAUUUAGUCAGUAAUUUCAGUGGUAAAACGGCUAUGCUGCCGCUUUUUCUGUAGAGGUUAACGCUUAAGAUCGUCGAUUGCAGCGAUUAUAAGUAAUUUAUCAGCCUACAAUUCUUUACCCCUAGCCCCCGCCCAAAUUCCAAAGAAAAAUCCAUCAGAAUUAAGAACGUCCCAAUGAGUUAUUUUUUUAUCUCAGGUAGUUUUUGUUUUCUUUUAAUUUUGGGUAUGGUAAUGUAUGCUAAUGAAGUGGAAACAAAAAUUACUUGAGAUAAAAAAUUAACUACAACAUCCAUAUAAACGGAAAAUGUAGUAUUACAAGGCUUUAGGCUGAAUAAUUAUUUUUCGUUACAAAUCACUCCACAGGGAACCCAGGCAAGAAAUGAAAGAAAACCUGCAAAGUUCGACUCUUCAGAAUAAGGACUUCGGCGAAAAGAAAUUUCAGUGCUCGGUUGAUUAAAGUAAAAGAAUAAGACAUAAAGUAGUAACAAGAGUCAAAUAUACUUAAACAAGAAAUGUCAUAAUUUGGGCGAUGCUUAAUAAAUUUUGCAUCAUGUAUCGAGAGCGACUGGUGUUUUGCUUUAAUUGCAAGGUCUUCUUUUAAAUUGUUCAGUCAACUGAUUCCCUCUUCAGUUUCUAAUCCCACAGAAGACUAUACUGCAAUGGUAUUGAGGUCUCGCUACAUAGGUGCCAAUUUCUAACCAUACCGUACAUCAGAGGCACCUCUGAAACUAUCGCACGUAUACUAUAACCUUACAUCAUACGCGUUGCACACAAAGCGAUGACCACUUUAAGACGACUGCUUAGUAAUGUCAAGGACAAAGACGGACCCAAGGACAGACAGGGAGCAGUAAACAAGAUCAAAUGCUGCGACUGCCAGGUCCAUACAUUGGUGAGACCGGCAGAAAUCGUAGCACGCGACUGACUGAACACAAACGAGCGACAAGAAAUGAUGUCAACAAUCACAUUGCUGAACACCAUUUUAAUACGUAGACGAAACAUCAAAUCGGCUGGGACUCUGCGACAUGUAUUUCGUAUUCUACAGACAACUACUGAUCAACGACUUACUUUAGAAAAUUGGUACAACGCCUCUGAAUCGUAUAGUCAAAAGUUACCGGCACCGUACAAAUGACUUAUAAUAUUGACGGACUCAAGCAAAUCUUACUACGAGAGAAUGACUGGACAACCGACAAUUUGACUAAACAAUAAAGAGCUGUUUAACUGUGAUCACAGACUUGUGGGUUGUAUCCCUCCCACAAUUAGCCUGUUCUAGGAUCUCGGUCAGUGUGGACGAGCGAAAAAAGCAGGCGAGCGGAGAAAAAGUGAGUGAGCGAAAAACAGUCCUCUCGCUACUUAUUGCUCAUUUCGCCACCAUCCGGGAACCUAGAACAGGCUAUCCCACAAUGCACUGUAGGUCCCAGCAUUCUUGGAAAUUGUUGCGUCCCUUUGCUGAAACUGCAAGUGCUUGUAAUCGUUGGUCGCAAUUUUCAUACAACAGAGGCCGUGUUAGAUCACAUGACCUGGCAAUUUGAGUAUCUUUUUCCUAGGUUUUCUAUUUUGGUUUAUUUUACCAUUCACGAUGUAAACUGACUAAACUGUGAUUUUUGGAAAAGGUGCCGAAGAAUCACGAUUGAUUUACAAACCAGGCCUUUAAAAAUCUAAUUGAAGGAUUAAAGUUUGUUUGAUUUAUAAUCAAGAUCGGAUGCUGGUAUUUAUUCCCAAAUUUUAUUUAUUCCCAACAACUGGUAUUUAUUCCCAACUCCUUUACGUGUGUCCAUACCUCAGACCUGCCAACCCCUGAUAAAGGAAAAUCUGGAGACCCAUGAAAAAAAAUCUGGAGAUUCUAUAAAAAAUAGUGAGAUUCUAUUUUUUUUCCCGAUCAAGAUUAAACAAACCCCUUUUCCAUCGAGGAAAGUCAUUAACAGUUUAUUUAAAUGUUUUAUUUUUGUUCCCUGGGAGACGCCUGGGAAUUAGACCUCGUUCCCAGGGCCUACUCCCCUUUCAAAAUGGCGGACAGACACGAAGAAAAACGAUGAAGGUUAUUGAACACAAACGAAAAUCACAGCUGUGUACAAAAAAGUAAGAACAGUGUUCUUCUUUAUUAGUUUUUCACUUUAUAGCACAAGCAUUCCUCGCUAAUUUCCCAUUUUUAUUCUGAUUCAACAACUUAAAUCAUUUCAGAAUGAUUUUUCCCAAAACCCGUGAGAUUUAGGAGCCUUGUCGUGAGACCGUGAGAAAUGACAAAAAAUCGUGAGACUCACGGCAGAACCGUGAGAGUUGGCAGGUCUGAUACCUCGAUACAUGCACGCUAAGCAUAAACAAACAUCUUUUAGUCGUAGAGUAAAAAUUAAGAACUUCACUGAUCUACAAUACGCCAUUUACACAAUGACGUUAUUUCGCGGCUAUUACCAUUCAGACUCGUACCCAGUCGCUAUUUAAGUGUUUUUUGGGAUGAGAGAAGAUUGGGGAUUAGGUUGAGGCGCGCGCGGGGUUUCAUGCGAAGGGACCUUCCCAUGAGACCCCGCGCUCGCCUCACGCCUCAACCUAAUCCCCAAUCUUCUCUCAUCCCAAAAAACCCUUAAAUAGUGACUGGGUACGAGUCUGAUUACCAUUACCUCGACCAGAAUCGCGCUUCAAGUGUUUUGUUUUCUUGAGCAAGUUAAGGCAUUUGUUAGUUAGUGAUCGCUGGGAUGACCAAAUUCAAUUAAGGUGGCUCGAUACAGUUUUUCAGGGUCAAUACCUGCCAAGUUUGAGCAUAAACUACGUCGCCAAAAAUCACGUUUUGGAAAAAUUGCCACCACAGUUGUAUUGGAUAAAGAAGAAAAUUUGUUCUGAUCAGGGUUGCAACGGCAUCGGAGUUGUCAUAGCAACGAAAUGACGCUAUUACCUAUUUUACUUGCAGCAGUAUAUCUCGGCACUGGGAACUGUUCUUCGAAAAUCAUUCACGGGAGCUUUUUCCUCCAAUAACAGCCUCGAUAUUCGUGAAGUUUAAGCGAAAUCUGUAAGAGCGUUAUCGAGAUAUUUUGGGAUAAAGUUUUUAUUGUUCAAAACACAGUAAAAAAUGGAAAAUAUUGUUGUUUGGCCGUUAUCUGUAGAAAAUGAAGCGCUUUCGACAUGAAAUUUCACCUCAUAGUAGUUUCAAUCUUUUUAAAAGCGUGUGUGAAAGAUCAUGGGAGAUAGCUCCAGCCGAUUGCUAGAAAGAAGCGUUUGAUUAGUAUGGAUCGAGGCGCUCUUGUUAGCGCUUUUGUAAACAUUUUGGUCUACUUUAACAAAUUAGCAAAUAAUUUUUAGACCGCUCGAUAGAUUGUUUUAAAAAUGUAAGAUUCUUGAGAUUAACCUUCCUUUUAUAUGACCUUUUAGUUUCAAGAUUAUUGAUAUAUUGUAAGGCAGUAAAAUAAGGGCUACAAUUCGUUACUUUUUUAUCGGAAGUUUCGUCAUUACAAGUGAAAGCCUCUAAUUAUUCAAGGCAUUGUCUCCAAGUUUCAUUUUCACGUGAACAGCAGUAACUAACAAUGCAUUUGAAAUAUGCAAAAAUGCCAGCUAUUGUUGUGCGCGAAAAUAUGAAACUUGGACACAAUACCCUGAAUAAUGAGAGGCUCACACUUGUAAACGCAAACUUUCUGCCAAAAUAUUAGCGAAUUGUAGCCCUUAUUUUACUGCCUUACAAUAUAUCAAUAAUCUUUAAACUAAAACGGUUAUAUAAAACGAAGGUUAAUCUCAAGAAUCUUAUUUUUUUUAAAAAAUCUAGCGAGUGGUUUAAAAAUUAUUUGCUAAUUUGUUAAAGUAGACCAAAAUGUUCAAAAAGCGCUAACAAGAGCGCCGCGAUACGUACUAAUCAAACCCUUCUUUCUAGCAAUCGGCUGGAACUAUCUCCUUGAUCUUUCACACACGUUUUUAAAAGGAUUGAAACUACUAUGAGGUGAAAUUGCAUGUCAAAAGCGCUUCGUUUUCUACAGAUAACAGCCGAACACCAAGAUUGUCCAUUUUUUACCGUAUUUCUAACCACAAAAUCUUUAUCCCAAAAUAUUUCGAUAACGCUCUUACAGAUUUCGCUUAAACUUCACAAACAUCGAGGCUGCUAUUGGAGGAAAAAGCUCCCGUGAAUGAUUUUCGAAGAACAGUUCCCAGUGCCGAGAUAUACUGCUGCAAGUAAAAUAGGUAAUAGCGUCAUUUCGUUGCUAUGACAACUCCGAUGCCGUUGCAACCCUGAUAAAAACAAGUUUUCAUCUUCAUCUAACACAACUGUGGUGGCAAUUUUUCCAAAACGUGAUUUUUGGCGACGUAGUUUAUGCUCAAACUUGGCAGGUAUUGACCCUGAAAAACUGUAUCGAGCCACCUUAAAUGUCAAAGAAAAAAUGAAAUGGAUUCUGGUCGUAGUAGUAAAAUGACGCUAUCGCGCAAAUGGCGUGUUAUCACCAUUCACGUGUGAAUAUAACGGCUGUUUACAUAAUUUUCGAGGUAAUUAUUUAUGCACCUGAUCAACUCGGCAAAGUUCAGAUCAAAUUCGGAUAAUGUGUUUUUAGUGGUAAGUUCUUUUGAACUAUCGGAGGCGGCGUGCAUGAAAAUAGAAUACGUAAGUGUCGUUGUCUGGUAACAAUUAAAUUUGGGCGAAGUACUUCCUGAGAAAGGUACGAGUAAAGAUUCGAUGAAGAUCAGUAAAUAAUACCCUAAAACCGUGUACACAUAGUUGUAUGAUCUCUCGAUAAUGAAGCCUUAAAUUAAUCAACUUUAUCAUUUCUUGUUUUCAGUCUUCAUUGAUAUGUGUCUUAUCAUUUAUUCAGCUGGCAAAAAUUUGAUAAAUUUUCGAUCAUUUUAUGGAUAACGACCGAAACAUCUCUGAGAACAUCAUAUACACCUGAUAUUUCUUACCGCCACAGUCUCUGCUCAUCCGCGUGUAAUGAGCAUAUUGUUUCGCAAAAAUGAAAGGUUAUUUUCCUAUUGCAGUCUUUCUUCUGGCGAUGUUUCCUUUUACUUUCGCACAGGGUGACCUUAAAAGCGCAAAAGCAGAAUUCACGAGGCUACAAAAUGAGCUAACAGGCGCCAACAUGAAGAGCGACAUUCUGUUCCUGCUCGACAGUUCAGGAAGCUUGGGUGCGAAGUUUUUCAAUGCCGAAAAGGAAUUUGUGAGGUACUUUUUGUACCCUAUAACUGUGAGCUAUCGGGCUGCCAGAGUAGAGGUGAUACCUUUUGGCACAUUCGCAAGCCGAUACAUAGACGGAGUAUCCAAUCCCUCUUUUAACCAACACAAGUGCAAUCUGGAGGAUAGGUUCCGACCUCUCAAUAAUCAUCUCCAUGGUUACAUGAGGAACACGAAGGCUGCCUUUCAACUGGCCUACGAAGUGUGCUUUGGAUCUUUCAGACCUUAUAAAAGAUCUCAAGUGAAAACGGUCGUUAUUCUCAUCACGGACGGAAUUGGAGACAGAAAUUGGAAUUGGCCGUUGCAAGACCCUAGCCCUGUUCCUAUUGCCAAGAGACUGUAUGAAAACCAUGUAGAGGUGAUUGCAAUUGGCAUUGGACUCGGAGUUCAAAAGCACAAUCUUUUGCAGUUGGUUCAAGAUUCACACAAACAAGCAUUUUAUUUGCAAAACUUUGAUCAGUUAAGGGAGCUGUCGCGCCAUAUCAGAGGAGGUACGUUUUGUAAUAUUUAAUUUGAAUAGUUAUGAAAUCACCAAAGAAAGAGAGCUACAAUAAAGUAUGUAGAGAAGAAAUGUUAUUCUAGGCUUCAGAGAUAGUUCAUCGCUUUAUUGCGACAAGAUUGUUUCGUAUGGUCAAAAAUGACCACACUCCUCAGGCAAUUACAGCGAAUGAAUUUCAGUUUGUUUGUAUACUAUGCCUGUAUGACAAAAUAAUUGUCCGUGGGAGUUUACUGAUUUAAAUCAUCCCCAGUGAUUGUCAGCUUUUAAUUGCCUAUGAGUGCAGUACGGGAGUGUCGGUUAACUAUAAAGUUUCGUUUUAUUUCCUCUAGAACCGUUUGGUACACAAUUGCAGCCUGUAGAGCCCAGCAAGUGUAAUAAUUUGUGCGACCCAAUAGCACAGUGUGCCUGUCAUUUAGUGUACGCACACUACUGGUGCUUGUGUCCAGAGGGAUUCGAAGGUUCAGGAAGAGUGGGACAAUGCCAC